This is a messenger RNA of Hydatigera taeniaeformis, 516 nucleotides long. Lineage: Eukaryota; Metazoa; Platyhelminthes; Cestoda; Cyclophyllidea; Taeniidae. The record is from the annotation of a GenBank genome assembly.
UUGCGGACUAGGGUUCCCUUUUCUAGUGUGUAUGGAGUGAUUCAAUUCCUUGCUCUACGGUCCGAUUAUCCGUCAAAGUCACUUUCAGAAUUCGUGCGCGUAAAACACUUCCAUCUGAUCCUCAACUACCUUCGCGAUGGUUCUGUUCCAUUGCCUGACAAUCGACAGGAUCUCGAAGAGCUCCUUAUCGAAACACGCUUCUACUGCCUGGAAGGUUUACGACGCAUUUGCGAAGAGAAGCUGGAAAAGCUGGUAGCAGAGACACAGGAAAAACCCAAUGCGGCAAGCAUCUACAUUGUUAAGUACCCCAAAGUCACAAAAGCUAUAUUUGCUUCCACGAAAAAGGUAAUCCUGCUUUUGUUUGUUUCGCUCAUUUCUCGUUUUUGGGAGUGUUUUGAAUUUGGUGUUUGCACAGUUUUGGGAGUUUGUAAGACCUAUAAACCAGUGAUUUACUUUUUGUAUUUUAUGGAUGUAACUUUCAGCAGUGUACACCUUUUGGAUAUUGUCUCAAUCUAA